AUGGUCCUGAAGCCCACCACCCUUCAGCAUAUCUCUAAUCAGUGUAACCGAGCAGAAAACUUCAGCAGUAAAAAUGUUGGAGACUCCCGCGGUGAAGGGCCUGAUCUGAUAGCCAUGGAAAUUGAGGCAGAUUUAGGCGCUCCGGACAGCGAGUCGGGAGUGUUAAUCAUUGAGGAACAUCAAUAUAAAACCCCCCGCCUCUUCCUCCUCGCUGCUAUAAAGGGCCGACUUCAUUAUUCAGACGCUCCUUUCUUUGCAGUUAAUGAACUCCUAGUCGGGACUCCUCAUGUUGUGGCUGUUUAA
Molecule: messenger RNA, 303 nt
Organism: Xyrichtys novacula (pearly razorfish)
Lineage: Eukaryota; Metazoa; Chordata; Actinopteri; Labriformes; Labridae
Source: the annotation of a GenBank genome assembly